AUGUCCCUCCCUCCUCCUCCGCCCACCCGCUCAAAGUUCGAUGUGAUUUCUGUCGACUCUCUCGAAGCUGCGCUGAAGAAACUCGAUGCAAACAUUGCCCUUCAAGACAUCCUCGACGCUAUUCACGAGGAGGACGAGCGCCGGGCCGUUCAAGUAGAAGAACGCCAUGCAGCGGUCACUGAACUCACCUGGCAACCUGCUGCUGGACUUGAAAUGACUACAGUCUCCGAGUUUAUCGCCAACCCUCCGGAGCCCAUCGAUGUCGAUCCGCUCCGUGAACAGCGUCGCCGACGCCUUUUGGAGCUCACCAAGGAAGCAUUCCCGGAUGGGAUCAUUCCUAACCCUUUUGUGGUGGGCCCGCCGAAGACAUGGCUCGGCCUAUCAAAGGACGCUGCGGCCAAUAAACUGCCUUUCAUCCUCGCCACGCAAAUCGUUAUAACAAAUGCCGAAGAGACGUCCCGUAAUCCACCUCAGUCGGUCUUCACGAACGUCUGGUGUCUCUGGGACACUGGUGCGCAGACGUCCUUCGUCGUAACUAGCCAGCUGAAUAGGGCUGUGACGAAGGGCAAGACUGAAGGCAGCUGUUUCAUGGAAAUAUCCUUUGCGAACGUGAAGAAACCUAAGCCCAUUGAUUCCGUCAUCCACUUCCGUCCGCAGCUCCCGAAUGGCGCAACUUUCAUUAUCUUAGGCCAGCACGCUCUUCUCAAUUGUAUUCAAUAUUCCAUUCAGCCUGCAGCACUGGACCCGUCGAUCCGUAAAGGGUUUCCCAAUGCUUAUGGUCUUAUCACUCUGGAGAAGUGGGCUGAUCCCGCAGCAAGUAAUAGGGUAGUUCCCUUCGAAGGUUACUAG
Mycena indigotica is the source of this 849-nucleotide messenger RNA. RefSeq lists its product as uncharacterized. NCBI's taxonomy places the organism in Eukaryota, Fungi, Basidiomycota, Agaricomycetes, Agaricales, Mycenaceae. The transcript is spliced from 5 exons. The record is from RefSeq and is a predicted model, not a curated record. The coding region runs from base 1 to 849 and encodes 282 amino acids.